Racocetra persica is the source of this 152-nucleotide messenger RNA. The record is from the annotation of a GenBank genome assembly. Lineage: Eukaryota; Fungi; Glomeromycota; Glomeromycetes; Diversisporales; Gigasporaceae.
AAACCGUUAGUAUUUUUGAUGAGAUUAUGUUAGAUGCUAUUAAUGCUAAUGCCGUGCUUGAAGAAGUUUUAGCAUGGAAGACAUCGAUUAUUAGUGAUGAGACAAAAGGUCAUCUAUAUGUCAAAAUUUCUUCCAACAGGCCAAGUUAUUAA